Messenger RNA from Diaporthe citri, 1311 nucleotides. RefSeq lists its product as uncharacterized. Gene Ontology annotation, molecular function: O-methyltransferase activity. The transcript has 6 exons. NCBI's taxonomy places the organism in Eukaryota, Fungi, Ascomycota, Sordariomycetes, Diaporthales, Diaporthaceae. The coding region runs from base 1 to 1311 and encodes 436 amino acids. The record is from RefSeq and is a predicted model, not a curated record.
AUGUUCGAGGAGGCAAACGUGCCGGGCCUUCGCAAGAUGACAGUAGUCACUGCUAACGGGCCUGCAUCCGCCGCGGCGGCCAGAGCCGCAACGAUCAGCGAUGUGAAAGAAGGUAUGGACCAGCUGAACGCUGCAGUACAGGGCUUUUCUGCCAGCGACGAUGGUGUUGGGGAUGCGGUGGACAAGGCCCAGCGCCAGCAGAUCAUCGAGGCCGCGCAGAAGGUCCUGAACGCCGUCAAGAGGCCUGACGAUGUCUGGGUGGACUCAAACAUGGACAUCGCUCGCCUCGCUGCCGCCCAGCUCUUCUACAAGUGGGGGGGUUUUGAGGCCGUUCCGGUCGAGGGCAGUAUUUCGUAUCAGGACCUGGCGGUUGCGACCAAGUCAGAGGAGGCGCUUCUGAGACGCGUCGGCGGAGUGCUUGUGUCCCAGGGCUUUUUGAAGCAGACGGGGCAAGAUGACAUUUCGCACACACAAAAGUCGCUCGGGUACAGGAGCGAAAACGCAGGCAGCCACGUCUUCAACAUGAGCUGGACAAACGCCUUCGUCCCAUAUGCCAAGAUGCCCGAGUACUUCGAGCAGUACGGGCGCAAGGAGCCGCAGACGACCAACCACGUGCCGAUGAGCUUCGCGUACGGCAAGCCGGGCCUGUCCUUCUACGAGCUGCUGGCCGAGGACGAGGCGUGGGUGGGCAGCUUCCUCAAGGGCAUGGCGCACGUCGAGUCGCGGAUGCCCGUGACGGCCGGGAUCUACGACUUCUCGUGGCUGGUGGCCGAGGCGAGGGCGCGCCCCGACUCGGGCAGGGCUGUGCUUGUCGACGUCGGCGGGGGCAAGGGCGGGGCCAUCAGGGCUAUCCACAGGGAAUUUCCGGCGCUGCCCAUCCACCGGUUCGUCCUCGAGGACAGGCCCGAGACGCUCGAGGCUGGGCUGGCGCUGGAGGAGCCUGAGCUGGCGGGUGUCCGGAGGGUGGCGCUGGACUUCCACAGGGGUCAGCCCGUCAAAGGGGCUUACACGUACUGGAUGCGCCGCUGCUUCCACAACUACUCGGACGAGGUGUCCAGGAACAUGCUGCGCAUCAUUGUGGAUGCCAUGGCUGAGGACAGCAGGCUCCUCGUACAGGAGGACGUGCUCGACAACCCGCCGCAUCAGUGGGCAGCCUACCUUGACUUCAUGAUGCUGGGCCUUGGCGGGAAACAGCGCACGCUGAAGAAUUGGGAGCAGCUCCUCGGGUCUGUCGGUCUCCGGAUUGCGAGUGUGACGAGAGGUGAAGGGCCGUGGAAGUCAUUGUCGGUUAUCGAAGCUGUCAAGAACUGA